AUGUCAGUACUGACACAUGCUGGGGAAAAGAUCAUCAAGCACGACUCUCUGUUUUCACCCAACACAACCAAUCCCAGCCUGGGGAUCGUUGAGAGGGCGUUGUGCGAAGUCGUAUAUGACAGAAUCUUCAUGAACGGGGUCGACGACGCGUCGCACGACGAAGCACUGUCAAGUCGUGUGGCAGCUGUGAACCUCGUUGACUUGACCCUUGCUCACCUGGAUGUCGACGUCGGCGGCGCAGCGGACGACUUGAAUUCUGUUAUCACAGCAUGUGGACAAACCUUGCAACAACUUGACAUCUGUUUCUCGCCGGGAGACAAGAGUGCUGUCCUCGUCAGCGCAUACAAGGUUCUAGUCGAUGGUCUCUCCAAGCUCCCGCCCAUCCGCCUGAAACCAGGUGACGAAGAGAAAGACCUAUCGAAGCUGCUGAUGUCCCUCUCGUUCGAUUCACCCACUGCCCUUGUUGGUGGAUCUGCAUCUCCUCUCUCCAUCCCCAUUGUCAUGGCACCGGACCUGGAACCCGCUACACCUCCCAUUCCUGAGUCCGUAACCCUCGUCAACUUGCCUCUGGGGGGCUCAACGACAACGACAAGCGUCAACGCUCUCUCCCGGCGCCACGCCCAUCAUCCCCUCAUUAUAACGCCUCCAACAAACACCCCCGUUUCUGGCGACGUUCUCCUCCCCUUGCUCAUCUUCACUCUCGCCAAGUCCAAUCCUCCUCACCUCGUUUCACAUCUCCUCUUCACACACCGGUUCAGAGCGACGUCUGUUGGUGGUGGAGAAGAGGCGUACUGCCUCAUCAACCUCCUCGUCGCCGCCAGCUUCUUGGAGAACGUCGAUCUUGAGGCCCUUCAUUCGCCCUCGGCGCCGUUGCUGGGAACACCAGCGAUCGGGAUGCUGAGAGGACGGGUCGAGCAGCAGGUGGACGCAAUCGCCGGCUCGGCAAACAAGGUUAUCUCGGGUGUCGUCGAUUCGUCGUUUGGCGUUUUGAGGUCGUUCUUGCCCACAUCUGUGCCUGGUGCACCUGGCUUGGAAGGGUCAGAGAAAGGGGUGAUCCAGCCCAAUAUCAUACGACGCGAAAGCGGGUUCUCGAUCGCGAGUCUAGCAGCGAGCGUUGCCCAGCGUCGGCAGCAAACACAAGCCGGAGAGGAUGGCGAAGAUGGGCAGCAGCUCGUCGCUGUCAUUUCUCGCCCUGGGUCGGUCAAGUCAGGGUACGGGGAUGGGGAUCAAGAAGGGACCGACGAGGAAAGCGAGGAGCCAGAAGAGGCAGUAGAACGGGCGAGUACGCACGACGCGCGAAGCGUCAGGAGCUUUGAGAGCAUGAUGAAUGCAUCAGCCAAGUCGAAUCGAUCGCGAAGGUCCAAACACAAGCGCGACAUUGGUGCGAGCGGGAGUGGUGGUGGCGGUAGCGUUGGCGGAAUAUCCAAGAGCCUUACGGACAGACUCGCCAGUGUUGCGGGCGGGUUGGGACGGCUCUCGCAGGACAAGGACAGGGACAAACGGACAUCCCUCUUAUCUGUCGGCGCGCGAGCCGAUUCUCCAGCUUCGGUGACAUUGAGUCUACAACGCCCUGCCUCGCCAACGGGAUCGUUACGGACCAAGCUUGCACCACCUAAAAGACGGCUCCUCGAGGCCACAGAGGAUGAUAUCCGUUUCGAAUCCACCUUUGUCUCGCCAGGACCUCAGCAAAUAGAAGAACUCAGAGCGGCGUUUGCGAAGAUGACGAAUAUCCACGAAGAUGCUGAGGUGGUUCUAGAUCUGGUGGUCCUCUGUGGCGUUUUACAUCCUCAGGGCACCUUCUGCCGGGACCUCCGAGCUCUCCGAGACGAAGUCGCCUUCAAAAACCUUCCUUUCGUUCCUUCCAUCCUUGCCUGCAUAGAAGCAGGUGUAUUACCUGCGAUGACAGAGCUCUCUAGGCGCGAGUGGUAUGGGCCAUCUACGCCAAAUGCGGUGUAUAUGGCUCAGUUCUGGGCCCUGGAAUCACUCAGCUCAUUGAUGGCGAUGGGCGAUGUCUCAGAACGCCGGAGUCUUGUCCAAGCACUACUGCAAGAAGGCGCGCUGGAUGUCUGCGUGAAGGAGACACCCAAGAAAGUGGCGGACUUUCCACCUCAUUUUUACACGCUCAACGUGGAGAACGCGAUGUUUGCUGCACAUGCCGUUUUGUGCACGUUUCCUCCUCUGUCACGUCAGUUUUACCUAGUGAUUCUGAAGGAAAAGCCACACAUCAUCGACCUACUUUUCGAUUGCGCCAUUUUCGACCGGCCAGAACACUACCCACCAAGCAAAGCUUUAACCCUCUUGACCUCCCGUACCGACUGGCUGGAGAGAUUGAUUGAGGUCUGGAUGCACGUUGAAGAGGAGGACAGUGAGCAGGUUGCAAUACUCGCGUGGAUUGUCUGGCGUCUAUGUGUACAGCUGAUCGACAUCCUCACUCACAACGCUGAGUCUUGCGGGAUCUCGAAUGCACAGAUCGAGUCUCUCCUUCACAUCGCUUACCAGGGAUGCGUCAAGUGCAGCAAAGCUUUAAACGAGUGCAAAACUGCCGACGAAGCUGUCUGGGCACUCGAACUCGACAAGGACAUUUAUGAAACUCCACAUCUAAUGAACCCUUCUGGAAAUGUGCCCACCGAGACCCCGUUCUUCGUUCCACCUCGGGAAACGAUAGGUCCAACAGCGGUUAUUCGCCUUUUCGUCGUUCUCGUGCAACGGAAAGCACUGGACGGUAUCCAAACGCUUCUCAAGCCACCCAAUGGACUGACCUCCUCGACAUCUCUUGCGCACAUUCAACUUAUCACACAUCCUGACAUGAUACGCCGCAUCAUCAAGCUUUCGUUGACACGUAUUCUCGAACGCACGGUCUUCAUCACAUCUGGCUUAAAUGCUGCAGUCCCGAUCGACGUCCCCGCCGGUAUCAACACCGUCAGCGCGCCGAUGGGCCUCGGCCAGCAGGUGUUCGCACUCGAGAGAAAAAACGCGCUCUCAGUGGCGUAA
Coniophora puteana RWD-64-598 SS2 is the source of this 2991-nucleotide messenger RNA. RefSeq lists its product as uncharacterized. NCBI's taxonomy places the organism in Eukaryota, Fungi, Basidiomycota, Agaricomycetes, Boletales, Coniophoraceae. Gene Ontology annotation, cellular component: endocytic vesicle; cytosol. The record is from RefSeq and is a predicted model, not a curated record. Bases 1 to 2991 code for a protein of 996 amino acids. Gene Ontology annotation, molecular function: guanyl-nucleotide exchange factor activity; small GTPase binding. Gene Ontology annotation, biological process: vesicle-mediated transport. The transcript is spliced from 16 exons.